Orbilia oligospora ATCC 24927 is the source of this 708-nucleotide messenger RNA. RefSeq lists its product as uncharacterized. The record is from RefSeq and is a predicted model, not a curated record. NCBI's taxonomy places the organism in Eukaryota, Fungi, Ascomycota, Orbiliomycetes, Orbiliales, Orbiliaceae. The coding region runs from base 1 to 708 and encodes 235 amino acids. The transcript is spliced from 3 exons.
AUGCCAAACUCAGAUCCCGAAGCUAUGAAGGGUGCCUGGAAGUCCGGUGAAGUCGGCGCCAAAAUUGGCGAGUUGAUGCGGAAGCUUUGGGACCAACUCUCUCGCUUUGAGGACGCAAAAGGCAAAUACCCUAGACAGCUCGCACAGCAGUUAUCAGAGGAAUACCCCGGCUACAAUGUAGCUGUGUUUCACAACCAGUACUCUGAGUAUUAUUUCGUGAAUGGGGCUCAUUCUCAUCAUGAGUGCGAAGGUGGUUUGUUCGGAACUACCUUCGGAUAUGAAGCUUGGGUGUUCGAAUGUGGCUACCUUCGUAGAUAUGGUGAUGCAGGUUGGGAGAAUUGGACAUGCAAAGGGUGGCUUUGUAGUCCCGGUUCGGAGGAACAUGUUCUAUUUACCAACGGAACUGAGGAUCCGCAGACCUUUUGGGACCAUGGAAUGACCCACGGAAGGCCUAAUCUCGACUUUAUCAAGAAACACUGCAACGAAAUGACUACGAAAUAUUCAUCCGGCGGCUGGUGGGACUCCCAUGAAUACGGCUCUUAUAGCAAGGCUGAAGGCUCACUCCCGCCCAUUGUCCCCCCAAAAGAAGACCCGCCUGCUCCUAUUAACCCUGAUGAUCUAGAUCUUGAGAAUCAUCCGCACAAGCACCCCUGGGAUACUGGCAGGAUCGCUGCCCUCCCACCUCAAAAAAUAAUCCCACAAGAAUAA